Lates calcarifer (barramundi perch) is the source of this 3274-nucleotide messenger RNA. It is a transcript of the gene tmprss9, whose product is annotated as transmembrane serine protease 9. The record is from RefSeq and is a predicted model, not a curated record. Gene Ontology annotation, biological process: proteolysis. Gene Ontology annotation, molecular function: serine-type endopeptidase activity; protein binding. Lineage: Eukaryota; Metazoa; Chordata; Actinopteri; Centropomidae.
ACGUUGCGUAAGAGAGAACGGGAGGCGUCUUAUUAUUUACCUGGCGAUCAUGGGAGCUCUGAGGUGACAGGAGAAAAUGCCUGCGCACACCGGGGUGUAACGAAAGGGCUCAAGACCGAUGGGAGGGAGGGUCGGCCGGGGGAUUUUCUGAAGCCGAGUCGAUUACCUAAAGUAAACUGAAAGGGCGAGUUACCUGCGGGACGGACACGGCACGCCCCUCUUGGCAGGUGGAACAAAUAGCGGGCCUCUCGGCGCUGUCCGCUCCGUCGUCCUCUUCCAUCCAUGUAUCUGUGCCUGUGCGCACCCGGUCACGCACUGAGGACUGCGGGCAUAUCGUGAAUGUCAGCGUUCAGAGGAAUGAGAGAAGAAAGAGGCCUGGAUCAUUUUAUCUGUUGGCUGUUAUGAUACUGGAGACAGUGGAAUGCGAGUUGUGAGACUGGUGCUGUGAAUCCAACAUGGAGGUGAAGAAGGAUGGAGGAGGAGGAGGAGGGCCGUGGUCGUCUUCUUCUCCUGCCUGCUACAGGAGCACCGUCGUGGCCUCGCUCUUCUUCUUCCUCGUUGUCGGAGUCUUUGUGGGCCUGAUUAUUGCAUACCUGGUGCAGGAGCAGCAUUAUUUCAUGGAGACGGUGGAGCUGAAGGGUCUGAAGUAUGAUCCUGUCUUGCAGGAUGAGAACUCUGGUUUCUCCAUAGUACUGUCCACAGUUUUAAAGUCCAAGAUUAAAAAUGUCUUUGCUGCCUCAUCAAUAUCACAUCACUACCUUGACUGUAGUAUUGUUGCCUAUGGUAACACUAAUGGUGACGUGAUGGUGACGUUCAGACUGCUCUUCAGGGUCUCCAAGGUCCAGCAGUAUUCAGACAGCUUUGUUCAGGACCUGCUGAGAGCAGGGUUCAGCUCAGUAAUGCACGGGAAGCAGCUAGAGGUGCCAGAAUUUGGACAGAUCAACACUAUCGUCUUACUGGGUGCCAGUGGGAAGUCAUUUUACACUAUUGGAGAUGAGAUGAUUGCCAGGUGUCCUGACAAUACUUUCACCUGUGACAAUGGGGAAUGUAUCACCAAAUUAAAUCCAGAGUGCGACUUCAUCCCUGACUGUGCUGAUGGAUCUGAUGAGGCUCGAUGUGCCUGCGGCACACGUCCCGCCAUGGGGAGUCGGGUGGUGGGUGGAGAGGAUGCUCGACAAGGGGAGCUGCCAUGGCAGGUCAGUCUGAGGCACCAUGGACGCCACACCUGUGGAGCCUCCAUCAUCAGUGAACGCUGGCUGGUCAGUGCGGCACACUGCUUUGAGAGGGACAAUGACCCCAGAGAGUGGACGGCUCUGGUGGGGGCCAGCUUGGUGAGCGGUGAGGAGUCCGAGUCCAAGGCGAUUAACAUCAAGUCACUGGUCGUGUCUCCAGACUACAACCCCAUGACCACUGAUAACGAUGUAACUGUGCUGGAGCUGGAGACCCCCCUCACCUUCAGCUCUUACAUCCAGCCUGUCUGCUUGCCCUCCCAGUCUCACGUCUUUGUUCCGGGCCAGAGCUGCGUGGUGUCAGGGUGGGGCGCGUUACAUCAGUUUAACAGCGAGGUGCCUCCUACGCUGCAGAAGGCUGUGGUGAAAAUCAUUGACUCCAAGGUGUGCAAUAAAUCGUCUGUGUACAGAGGUGCUGUUACUCACAACAUGAUGUGCGCCGGAUUCCUGCAGGGCAAGGUGGACUCGUGUCAGGGUGACUCAGGGGGGCCUCUUGUGUGUGAGGGGGCCCCGGGAAGGUUCUUCCUAGCCGGUGUGGUGAGCUGGGGCGUGGGCUGUGCCCAGAUCAACAGGCCUGGGGUUUAUUCCCGUGUUACCAAGCUCCGCAACUGGAUUCUAAGCCACACAGAUCCCAGCUUGGUCCGUUACCACUCCCAGGAUGUUCCCACAGUCCCAGAUACCGUGACAGAACUGGGCUUUAAUAAUCCGCCCGCACCCACGACCAUAGGCAUCGAUGUAUCGUCCACACCAGCACAACCUGUCUUGAACUGCAGCGGAAACUUCCAGUGUAGCGCCACCUCCUGCAUCAGCAAGAUAAACCCAGAGUGUGAUGGAGUCCCAGACUGUCCCAACCAGGCAGACGAGAGAAACUGUGACUGUGGUGUGCGUCCUGCACUGGGCUCCAAUAGGAUCGUGGGUGGAGUCACGGCUCGAAGAGGGGAAUGGCCUUGGAUCGGUAGUCUGCAGUACCAGAGGCUUCACCGCUGUGGUGCCACACUCAUUCAUAGCAAAUGGUUACUGACUGCAGCGCACUGCUUCAAAAGCGAUUCAAGCCCCACUAACUGGGCUGUGAGCCUGGGAUCCGUGCUGCGCUCUGGGGUGGGGGCCCUGGUCAUCCCCAUCCAGAGGAUCAUCACUCACCCAGCUUUCAAUGGCACCAACAUGGACUACGACGUGGCUCUGUUGGAGCUGGCAGUCCCGGCCCCCAUGUCCUACACCAUCCAGUCUGUCUGUCUCCCCUCACCGGUGCACCGCUUCUUGAAGGAUGCAGAGUGCUACAUCAUGGGCUGGGGAUCCAUGAGGGAAGGAGGUUCAUUGACCAACCUGCUGCAGAAAGCUGCAGUGAACAUCAUUGACCAGGCAGACUGCCAGCAGUCGUAUAGAAAUGUGCUGACUCCUAACAUGAUGUGUGCUGGUUACAUGGAGGGAGGCCGGGACACCUGUUUGGGAGACUCUGGAGGGCCGCUGACUUGUCGUCGGCUCUCUGGCCAGUGGUUUAUUGCUGGAGUGACCAGCUGGGGACAUGGAUGUGGGCGAAUAGGUUAUCCAGGGGUUUAUACUCGUGUGACAUCUGUCAGGAAAUGGAUAUCUACAUACCUGCCUUUCUGAAGAGGCAAAGAAAUGACAAACCAUGUGGACGCAGUGGAUUCUCUUAAUACUACUUUCUCCAGAAAACUGUACUGUACAAGGACUUAAGUCAUGCUAAAAGCCACACACACAUACUCAGUUACCACAGUAUUGACCUGUGUGAUUUAUUGGUCAUGGGUGCUGUUUGUAAUACUGUGCAAUCAUCUGAACUGAGACCAGUCUCUUUCAACAUGUACUGAAGAAAUAAGGAGAAUCCUAAACAGUGGCUUACUGACAAAAUGCUAUAAAUAUGCAUGAUUGAAAGUAUUUAUUUCACUUAUUUAUUUUCCUGACUGAUACUGGUGUUGUUUUUUUCUCUUUCAUUUUGUGUGGGGUUCAGAAUAUAUGUGGUUCAUUUAUGGGUCAAUUUCUUGUCUUUUUUGUAUCUAUUCUUGGAAAAUAAUACAGUUCCAGUGCUA